This is a messenger RNA of Adineta steineri, 1224 nucleotides long. NCBI's taxonomy places the organism in Eukaryota, Metazoa, Rotifera, Eurotatoria, Adinetida, Adinetidae. The record is from the annotation of a GenBank genome assembly.
AUGCAUCAAUUGUUAAAUUAUAUUCGAUCGACAUCGCUUAAGAAUCGAAUAUUUUUUGGUCUAUCUAUUUUUUGUCCAAUUGCAUUUAUUUCGAAAUAUAUUUUUUCUGAUAAUCCGGCAUUAAUAUUUUGUACAGCAAUUUUAGCAAUUAUUCCAUUAGCUGCAUUUUCAACUGAAGCAACCGAAAGUGUCGCACAAUAUUGUGGAAAUUUUUUUGGAGGAUUCCUAAAUUCUGGUUUAGGAAAUAUUGCUGAACUUGUAUUUACAAUUGUUGCUUUAAGAAGAGGUUUAAUCAAUGUUGUUAAAGCAUCAAUUCUAGGGGCUGUAACAUCCAAUGUUUGCGUAGGAGUUGGUUUAGCUCUGUUUUUUGGUGGAUUACGUUUUAAAGAACAAACAUUUGGUGAAAAAUUAGCUGGAAUUAAUGCUGCUUCAUUAACUUGUCUUACAAUUGUUAUUCUAUGUCCAUCAGCAUUAAAGAUUUCGUUAGGAUCGCAUGUUAUGAGUACAACUAUAAUGCGUCGUUUUUCUUAUGUUAGUGCAAUAAUUCUUUUUGUACUUGGUAUUGUUAAUAUUAUAUUUGCUUGGAAAACACAUUCCUAUUUAUAUACUGCUGAUAUUAAACGUAAAACUAUAACAAAACGCCGUAAUCAAGCUGCAUUAUCUAUGAUGGCUCUUGAUCAAACACCAUCUCCUUUAAAUACACCACCCGCACCUACUAAUAAUAAACUUACGAAAAUAUAUUUACUCAUAAAAGAUAUAAGUACACUGAUAUUGACCACUAUAUUAAUUGUAUGUUUAUGUCAAUUUAUUGUUGAUAGUCUCGAAGGGGCAAUUGAAAAAUUACAUAUUAGUUCAAGUUUUACAGCAGCUAUUAUUCUUCCAUUAGUUAGUUCAAUUAUUGAAUUUGUAACAUGUAUUUCAUGUGCAUUGAAGAAUAAAAUUGAACUCACUAUAGCAGUAACACAAAAUUCAACAUCACAAAUUUUAUGUUUUAUUGCUCCAAUAACAUUAGCUGCAAGUAAUUUGAUUUUUUACACGAAAUCCAAUGGUGAAGCAAAUAUUUUACUUGAUUUCGAUUUUAAAUCUUUUGAUCUUAUCAGUACAAUCUUUUCCGUAGCCAUUUGUAAUAGUGUACUUAAUGGUAAUUCUAAUUGGAUGCAAGGUAUACAAUUAUUAUUAGCUUAUGGAACUAUUGCAACUGGUUUCUUUUAUAUGCCUUUUUAA